AUGUGGAGCGCUUACGACAAGAAAGUACUCCUUGUCACAGGGGGUACAGGGUUUCUGGGGACAACCCUCCUCUACCGCUUGCUCACUGAAGCAUCUCCGGCUCAAGUCUACGUUCUCUGUCGCGGCGGCCGCAAGAGAGCAUUGGAACGGUGGCUCGAGCACUUACCAGUGACAAUCUUUCAGCCAGUUUUUCAGGCGGCAAACUCGAUAGCUGUUCUGGACGGGGAUAUUACUCAGCCCCGAAUGGGUCUUUCAGAGUCAGAGUGGAAGAAACUCGAAGAAUCAGUGCACAUCGUUGUCCAUGCAGCAUCAUCGAUCAAUCUUUUGAGUAGGCUUCCGGCAAUGUCAAAGUCAAUCAUCAUCCCCACCGUAUCACUGGCAGAGUUAGCACUUGAUUUUGUGAGUCUCGAGCGCUUCGUCUAUAUUUCAACCGCGUAUUCCAACUCGCAUCUCUGGAAGCCACAAGCCCCGGCUGCAGACGUGGUUGUGAGAGAGAGAAUCCACCCUCUCGGUGGGGACACGGAGGACUGGGCUCAAUCCGCUCUGAAGGCAUGGGAGGAAAUCCAAACUAGGGCCAGCAGCACUGAGUAUGAGUCGCAAGACCUUUUCCCCUGGGCCUAUGGGUAUGCCAAGCAUCUCACAGAACGCCUGUUGGUCCAUCGCUUUUCCGAAGCAGGCGCCUCAGAUAAAUUGCUCAUCAUCCGACCGUCGAUCAUGGGCCCUGCGUGCGAAUUUCCUUUCCCCGGGUUCUGCGUGCCAUCAUCAACCCCAUUCAUCACCGUGACAGCUAUGAUUAUCCCCGAUCCUGGACGCGAGAUCGUCUUCAAUUCUCGGCUCAAGGAUCCUUACCACGAAGCCACAUUGGAUGAGGUUCCCAUUGAUGUGGUUGCCGACCGCCUGUGGGCUCAUCUGGCUUUGGGCACCACGGAAUUUGUGCAUGCUGUUAGUGGGAAAGCCCACCGAUGGCACUGCAAGGACUGGUGGUCGGUCACCAUGAAGGAGCGAGUGCUGCCCGGGAAGCCCGGAAUGGUUUUUGAGGACUUAGAUUGGCAAUCACCGAGGCUGCAUCCGGCUGCUCGCCUGGGAGGUGUCAUCGGGACGUCGUUCGAUUUCGUCGAGGAUAAGAGCCGACUCCUCGCAGAGUUGCUGAAUACGCAAGAUCAUCGGCUCCGGCUCUUCACCAAGCCACGGGCUUUCUCUUUCGGCGCGGCACGCGACUACAUGCGCGCGCUGGUGCGGGCCAAAUCAGAGCGUAAGGCGCCGUCAAAAUUGCGAGCCAAUCUAUAG
Messenger RNA from Aspergillus fijiensis CBS 313.89, 1287 nucleotides. Its product is annotated as male sterility domain-containing protein. Gene Ontology annotation, cellular component: peroxisome. Gene Ontology annotation, molecular function: alcohol-forming very long-chain fatty acyl-CoA reductase (NADP+) activity. NCBI's taxonomy places the organism in Eukaryota, Fungi, Ascomycota, Eurotiomycetes, Eurotiales, Aspergillaceae. Bases 1 to 1287 code for a protein of 428 amino acids. The record is from RefSeq and is a predicted model, not a curated record. The transcript is spliced from 2 exons. Gene Ontology annotation, biological process: long-chain fatty-acyl-CoA metabolic process.